Molecule: messenger RNA, 7156 nt
Organism: Pelmatolapia mariae (spotted tilapia)
Lineage: Eukaryota; Metazoa; Chordata; Actinopteri; Cichliformes; Cichlidae
Gene: rnf150a
Product: ring finger protein 150a
Exons: 7
Coding region: 1360-2661 (433 amino acids)
Source: RefSeq, a predicted model, not a curated record
AAGAAGACAAAUAAAUUACAAAUAAACAAAUAAGUUUCCUCUCUUUCUUUAUAUAACUACAUUUAUCCUUGACUUUCACAGUACAUUACAUUCAACAACUGCAUCUUUUUCGGAGAAAACACUAAUAUAUUAGCAGUGAUUUGCAACCGUGUUACCAUGCAUAUAAAACAAAUAUUACAAACAUGUUUUGAAAAAACAUACAAACAUUCAAGUUAUUAUUAAUUAACAUUUGGUCCUGGGAUUUUAUUUUGUCACAUUUACAUCAUAAUCCACAAAUAAAUGUAAUUUAUUACUCUAACUACUCUAAUAAUUACUCGUUACUCUAAUUCUAAUCCUAAUCCUGUUACCAGGUCAUUUUAAAUAAAACAUUCAUAAGUGUUUUCCUUAGCUCACAAGGGUUUGAUCUAUUCCCUUUGUAAUAGUUUGAAUUAUUUGUUUGACCAAAGAUUGGAAAAUAAAUACUAAAACUUCUUUUAUUAUUGAAAAGUUGGGCAAUGAUUAAUAAAAUUAACAUAACAUAACUACCCUCAAGGCACUUUACACUAUAUGUUAAAAGAUCCUACAAUAAUACAGAGAACCUUCAACAAUCGAAAUUUUGAGCAAGCAUUUGGUGACAGUGGGAAAAGAAAACUCCCUUUUAACAGGAAGAAACCUUAGGCAGAACGAGGCUCAGGGAUCUGUUUGGAUGUGAGGUGAGAGAAAAUGGACAAAAGACAGGCUGAAAAGAGCCCACAGUAUAUUAGAUAUUUAAGAUCUACUUUUUCAGGUUCCCAAGCAUUGGUAAAUGGGCUGUCUCAAGCAUAGCACAAAUAAAGCAUUACAAAAAUCUACGACAUUUUUUGAUGGAUUUUUUUUCUUAAAUAUACAAAAGAAAAUAUAACCUAAAAGCUCGAUUGUUUUUAUUUAUUUAUUUAUUUAUUUAUUUAUUUAUGUUGCUAUCUUUAAAGCCUAAAUUGCUCUCCAAUGGAAGGAUGACCCUAUAAUAUCCUGCCGUGAUUUCUAACAGUUGUAGAUUCAACACAUGACGUCGUGGUCGGUCAGCGGCACUUUGUCCACGCCCAGGGCACGUGCUGAUGAGCAGCGAGCCAGUCCUGGGCGAGGAAGGAAAACAGCUGACGGGGAACAACAACACAGAGUCGCCUUCUCCUGCAGGUGGUGGUGUGCCGUGGACAAACUCUUUCCACACUUGGCCUGUUCGGGCUGCCGCCUGACAUCCUGGUCGUUAUGUGAGUCUAAUACAUUUCUGAAGCAUCUAAAAGAGGGUUUGAUGCGAGCUCUGCAUUGAGGAGGAGGUGGAGGAGGACACACGGAGCUCGCCAUCCAUCCUCCCUCCCAAAAAAGAGCAGCAGCCGCCGCACAAUGGCACCGUCCCUCAUCCGAGCUUGCCGCAGUCUGGCUCUCUCGACGUGGCUGGUGUCGUUUUGCUUCGUCCACUUGCUGUGCCUGGACUUCACGGUUGCAGAGAAGGAGGAGUGGUACACAGCUUUCGUUAACAUCACCUACCUGGACCCCGUCACAUCGCAGGUGAGGACGGAGAAAACCGAGUGCGGUCGGUAUGGCGAGCACUCCCCUAAGAAAGAAGCUAGAGGUCUGGUCCUGGUGCCGGCCCUCCUGCAGGACAGACAGGGGUGCGACCCAAACAUCAGGUUCCCUCCUGCCCCUCCAAACACCCCUUGGGUGGCGUUGGUAGCUGCGGGAAAUUGCACUUACCGGGAGAAAAUCCGUAAUGUCGCAAACCACAACGCCUCUGCAGUUGUCAUAUACAACGUGGGCUCCACCAGCGCCAACGACACCGUAACAAUGUCCCACUCAGAUACAGGCGAUGUUGUGGCCAUCAUGAUCCCGGAGCAUAAAGGCCGUGAAAUCGUGACCUUGCUCGAGCAGCGCAUCGUGAUCAUGUUGCAGAUAACUAUAGGAACCCGCAACCUGCAGAAGUACGUGAGCAGAACGUCCGUGGUGUUUGUGUCCAUCUCCUUCAUCGUCCUCAUGAUCAUCUCCCUCGCCUGGCUCGUCUUCUACUACAUCCAGAGGUUCCGCUACGCUAACGCACGAGAUCGCAACCAGAGGCGUUUGGGAGAUGCUGCCAAAAAAGCCAUGAGUAAACUUCAACUGCGCACUAUCAAAAGAGGAGACAAGGAAACAGAGUCCGACUUUGACAACUGUGCAGUUUGUAUUGAAGGUUAUAAGCCUAAUGAUGUUGUAAGGAUAUUACCAUGCAGACAUUUCUUCCAUAAGCACUGUGUAGACCCGUGGCUCCAAGACCACCGAACGUGUCCCAUGUGCAAAAUGAACAUCCUCAAAGCCCUGGGAAUCCCAUUUAGCGCGGACUGCUCGGAUGAGGUUCCUCCAGACUACGAGAUGUCUGUCGGGGGUCCGCCUACCAACCCCAUUAGUGGAGCGAGCGAAAUCACAGUUAACGAGAGCUCGGUAGUGUUGGAUCCAGCAGAAAGAGGAAUAGACCUGCCGGCACUCCAUCCUGAGACAGACUCAGCGCUUCAGGCGGGGGAGAGCCGUAUCUUUGCCAGCAGUGAGCACCAGCCUCCACUGAGCAGUGAUUCAGACACUUCAAUCAUCGUGGGCAUUGAGGUAGGCAUGUCUGAAUUAGACCUAUCCACUGAGCAGGAAUGUGAUGCCACCAAGUCCAGAGCCAAUCAGAGCUGAGACAAAUAGCACAAAACUCAUAGGACAAGGAGGAAAAAAGCAGGACUGGGUGAUCAGGGUGCUCCCCGAGAUUAUCCAGUGAUGAUGUGACCCGGCUGAAGAUGAAUGUAAAUGAGCAAUACAAGUGAUAGCAGCACAAAAUACCUGGUUCUUUCUUCACUUGACUAAAAAAACGGAUUCAUCCCUGCAUCUAUGGAUAUUUAGCUCGCUCAUUUCCUGAUGCCAGGAUGGCUAGUCACACCCCUCACCAUGUGGUGACCAACAUUUUGUACAUUCAGUCUUUUCACAUCCUGAAACCUAGCAUCCAAACUACACAUAUGGUAACUCUGGAGGUGUAUGAGCCCUUCACAGUUGUUUGUCUUGAGUGAGACAAACCAAACCUGCUGCCGAAGAAAAAGCAAGGCCUUCUGCACACCAUUUUCCAGCUUUAAUCAAUAGAAAAAUACGAGUGGAUUCUUUGACUUCCUGGUACAAGAUCACUGCCAACAAAUCCAGAAGUUGUACCGAUAUGGCGUGCACCUGCAUAGCGCAUUAGGAGAGCACCUGAGUGGUUUUCUUCUGAUUCUCCAACAGUUGGUGUGACUUUCCACCAGCAGUUCUUCAGCUUCAGACUUGAAUGUUAGCUCUGUUGUGGUCGCAUGGCAUUAAGAAUUUGGAAUAUGAAGGCACACGAGCUGUAAUUUCAGAAUUUCUAAGUGUAAUUGUUUUUGUUACUAUUUUGUGGAUCUUAGUUUUUAAAACUUCGACUUUACCGACUAAAUAUUCCUGUCAUGGAGAGACAAAUGAGCAAACACAAGCUAGAUGUUUCUGUCCUCACAUCUGACAAUCAUAGCUUGUCCUAAGCAGUUUGAAGUGAUGUCACCCUCUGCCCUGCUGAAACUGCUGCUAAUUAUUCACAACAUGUGAAGUAAGGGAUCAUGUUCUCACUGCUGCUAAACACAGCUGUAGCUGUAGCUGUAGCUAUAGCAGUUGUCACUACCAAUUUCUCCCACUGUGCACACUUCCCUAUACAAGCCUACACAAACCAGCCAAUAUAAAUAUGUCAACAAGUCUUUGUGCCAAGCUUGUCUUUUGCAUAUUAGCCAUUGUUAUUUGUCAUUAAAGUUAAUUGCCUUGGCUGACAGGCUGGAAUUACACUAAAUCUUUUCGUGAUUACCACCCUAAUAAAUAACAUCAGGGCAAUGAGUUAUGUCAAUUGAAAAGACCGUGUUAGAUAAUAAAGGAGGCAGGGCUCGGGUUCAUUCAAGGAAUUCUCUGCCCCAAGCAUUUUUUCUUUGUCCUGGCAUGAACAGUUACCAGCAUGGAAACAUUUACAGUCUUGGAGUGAGUUUACACUAAACUGGCUAGUUUUGCCAAACAGCAUCGAUGUACCUUUCUCACGGGGUUUUUAGCACGGAUCUGCAAAAAAGUGGAAAGAAAUAAACAGCAUUUGGAAAUGUUAAAAAUAAGACAGCUAUCUUACUACAGUUUGGAAGCACAUGUACAAAAAUGGUUCUGAAUUUAAUAUAACUAAAUAUUUUCAUUGAGAAGGCAUGUGACAACUUAUGGUAAAACACAGCUUCAGUGCUUUUAAAACCCAUGAAUACGUACAAAAAUAUAGCAGCUAUAACAGAUUCUUUUAUAUUAUUAACAAAUAUGUUGUUAUAGUGAAGACACUCAACUCUUCAGUGUUUUGAAACUUUACAAUGAGUUUCAGCCACAGUCUGUAUAUAAAAAAAUGGACAAACCUCCCCAUUUGUGAAAGUGAAGACAGUGCCUUAAACCUGCAUUCUUUCUAAUGGCCAGCAGGGGGCAAGGGAAAUUCUGAAUGCUUAAAAGACUAUGAGAAAAUGAUCCCUUGAGAUUGUGCAGCAUCGUUGGGUUGCCGGUCAGCUCCUUUCCUUUUCCUUUUCCUCCAUUUCUUACUUCCAGCUCGAGGCUCCAAAACAGGACUCAAACCAACGGGUUACAUCGUAGCAGUCGUGUCCAUCAUUUAUAUGCAGACUAUGGUUUGAGCUCAUUGUCUUACAGUUGGUUUGCUCUCACUGCUCUCAGAGGAUCAUUUGUUUUCAGAAAAUCAUUCCUCAGUCUAGACUACCUGCCCAGAGCCAAACAAAUGACACAAAACAUUAUUCUAUCGGGAUCAGAUGAAGACCAAGACUGAAGUUUAUUGUGUUCUCUUCUGUUUACUUGAUUCUGCUGCCACCAAGUGGUCAAAAUUAUGAAAUUAUUAUUAUGAUUAUGAAAUAAUUAUUUUCAGCAUUUUAUCAAUAAACUUGUUUUCUUUAUCCCAAACUCAACACUACUCUAAAAAGACUGUUUUUGAAAAAAGAAUGUAGCUAACUCAGCAUGGGCUCCAGAGUGGAAGCUGGCUGUUAAUGCAAUUACAUUUAUUGUUUUGUUGUUGUUGUUUUUUCAUCUAGGUUUCUUUUUGUUUGUUUUUUGCUUUGUUUUUUUGAUUAAUUGCUUUUUAAAGAAGGUCUUGUAAAUGUGCACAUAGCUGAAUUUAAAGCUCAUUUGGGUCCAUUUCCUCUCACAUUCCUGCAGACAUGCACACUGAAGAAGCACAAACCCACCAAUUUAGUCAUUGGAGCCAUCGGGCUCUAACUGCUGGUUCUCUCUUUGGUCAUUUCCAAGAGCUCCUGCAGCUGACUCUAUUAUUUAAGGCUUAUGAUCAAACUCAUUCUUGCUUUGGUCAGUCAAUAUCUGUAUGUGCAAAUAUCUAAGUUUAAGAAAUAACUGGUUUUAAGGAGGCUUAUAUUGUAAUUCUUUAUUUGAUAGCUAUGAACACUACACUCUAGUAAAAGAGUCCGUAAAGUAAAAAGUUAAAAUAUUCAGGUUGUGUCUGCAGUUUUUCAUUUUGAUAUAAUACCUGCAGGUGUAAGUUUGACAGUUUUUAAGUUUCCUCGCUUAACUGGAAGAUUUCACAAAUUUCCAUUUUUAUAAGCACUUAUAUAAUAAAAGUAAAUCAGACUUUUAAAUCAUCUGACAGACUGCAUUUCUUUUGUGUUGAGGACAUGAAGAUUAACAAAGAACCUGAUUCUCACUAGAGACAUAGCAGCUGAAAUCUCAGCCUACUGGGAUCGUUAAUCCCCUCAUGCUACAUGAGCUCAGGCUAAAAAUCGAACAGCACAAUACAAAGGCAUACCCAAAAGUUGUUUGUUUUACCCUCUGAUAUUUUAAACUCUUGGAUUUUCUUUUCUAUCAUCAUGUCUCUAAGGCUUCCAUUUAAUUGUUUGCUUAGUUGGUACAAUGACAAAGUAAAGCAAGGUGCAUUUAUUUACAGUGCUACAUGGCUGGGCUUUGGUUGUGUUGCCAAGUUCAAAAGUAAAAAAUAAAAACAAGGUUUUCCACAGUUUAAGGCCUUUUUUUUACAGAGCAACUUAAACUGCGUGAUGAAGGUCUCUCAGUUUUGUCUGUUUACAACAUUUUACUAACAACUUUCUCUGAGGAAUAAAUGAACCCAAACACCGAAGACAUGUCAGCUUAUUUCAUCUAAUAAGAGUUUGUGUCCUGAUGAAGAAAACAACACCAGUGUCCCUAACAGUAACUGUAACUUCAACAUUGUUUAACGCACUACCUUUAUUACUUAUUUAAAUCAUUUCCAACAUGUUUUCUGGAAAGAAAAAAUGUAAUUGCAACAAUUUUUGGGGAAAAUAUAAAGCUCCUCUUAAACUUUAUGUGAAAGUGGUCAGUGUCAAUAGAAAUGAGUUAUCCUGCCUUAAAGAGACAUUUUCUUUUUUCACCACCUGCCACAUUUUAAAAAUCAAAAUCAAACUACAUUGAACAACAAACUUACAUAUUUUACAUAAAAAAUAGUUUCAUUAAUGAUGCAUGUAAUAUAAAUAAUAUGUAGUUUAGUUUUAUUCUUGCUUGUAGUGCGAUUAUCUCUGAACUUACCUGAAAUGAAUCGUCACGUAUCAUCAAAACUCUAUUUUCCCAAUAAUUGUUUGCAAAUCAUUUUUCCUUCCUCUUCAAAAAAGAGAAAUCCUCAAGAAGUAUUUAACUUGUAAAAUAAAGCCUUAUCCAGCAUUGUUUUAUUACUGGUAGCUUAACCAGGGUGUGCUAUUUCUUUUUGAUCUGUGUGGCUCUUUCUGAUUGUGUUAACCUUUCUAUAUUGCUAUAUUGCACUUUAACACUCCAGUGAAUGGUGAAGGCUGAAGCCUUCUUUUAAGGUACAGCUUUAAAGACAGAGGGCUACAGUAAUGAAAAUGGGAGAUGAGUCAGUUGUUGCUUACAGUAUAUCAUUGUAUUUUUUUUUUUUUAUCUUUACUCUGUGGAUGUGGAGUGGAGGGUAUCAAUAUAUUGUAAACUAUAUACCCAGCAGAUAUGAGACCAGUGCUAUUUUGUAACCUAAAAACAUUGUAAGUGUGAUUACGAGUGUCUCUGUUCUUUUCUUGUUCUAUACAUGAUGCAUGUGUAGGAAUGUCUUUGACUGUCUGUUAUGAUAACUUUGAAUCGUUUUUUUUUUUUUUUCAACUUUUACAAACCUGUCUGUUUUAUGUACAAUAAAAAA